CAGUCCCGCGAGCCGUGCGCGGUGCGGUGCCGCGCCGCGCCCUGCCAGACACAGGUGCGCCCGCCGCGCCCGCCUAGCCCGAGCCCGGCGGCGGCGGCUGCCCCCUCGCCGCGCCUCCGCCUCCUUCGCAGCCGCCGCCUCCUCCGCGCCGCGCUCCGCCCGGAUGGCCAGGGCUGUGCCGGAGAAUGGCGGAGCGAGAAAGCGGCGGCCUGGGCGGGGGGGCCGCGUCCCCGCCCGCCGCCUCCCCGUUCCUGGGGCUGCACAUCGCGUCGCCUCCCAAUUUCAGGCUCACCCACGACAUCAGCCUGGAGGAGUUUGAGGAUGAAGACCUCUCAGAGAUCACUGAUGAGUGUGGCAUCAGCUUACAGUGCAAAGACACCCUGUCCUUACGGCCCCCGCGCGCCGGGCUGCUCUCUGCGGGCGGCGGCGGCGCGGGGAGCCGGUUGCAGGCCGAGAUGCUGCAGAUGGACCUGAUCGACGCGACGGGGGACACUCCCGGGGCCGAGGACGACGAGGAGGACGACGAUGAGGAGCGCGCGGCCCGGCGGCCGGGAGCGGGGCCGCCCAAGGCCGAGUCCGGCCAGGAGCCGGCGUCCCGCGGCCAGGGCCAGAGCCAAGGCCAGAGCCAGGGCCCGGGCAGCGGGGACACGUACCGGCCCAAGCGACCCACCACGCUCAACCUCUUUCCGCAGGUGCCGCGGUCUCAGGACACACUGAAUAAUAAUUCUCUGGGCAAAAAGCACAGUUGGCAGGAUCGGGUGUCUCGAUCAUCCUCACCCCUGAAGACAGGGGAGCAGACACCACCGCAUGAACACAUCUGCCUGAGCGAUGAGCUGCCCCCCCAGAGCAGCCCUGCCCCCACCACAGAUCGAGGCACCUCCACCGACAGCCCUUGCCGCCGCAGCACAGCCACCCAGAUGGCACCUCCGGGUGGUCCCCCUGCUGCCCCGCCUGGGGGUCGGGGCCACUCGCAUCGAGACCGAAUCCACUACCAGGCCGAUGUGCGACUAGAGGCCACUGAGGAGAUCUACCUGACCCCAGUGCAGAGGCCCCCAGACCCUGCAGAGCCCACCUCUGCCUUCCUGCCACCCACUGAGAGCCGGAUGUCAGUCAGCUCCGAUCCAGACCCUGCCGCCUACCCCUCCACGGCAGGGCGGCCGCACCCCUCCAUCAGUGAAGAGGACGAGGGCUUCGACUGCCUGUCGUCCCCAGAGCGGGCUGAGCCCCCAGGCGGAGGGUGGCGGGGGAGCCUGGGGGAGCCGCCGCCACCUCCACGGGCCUCUCUGAGCUCGGACACCAGCGCCCUGUCCUACGACUCUGUCAAAUACACGCUGGUGGUAGAUGAGCAUGCGCAGCUGGAGCUGGUGAGCCUGCGGCCGUGCUUCGGAGACUACAGUGACGAGAGUGACUCUGCCACCGUCUAUGACAACUGUGCCUCCGUCUCCUCGCCCUAUGAGUCGGCCAUCGGAGAGGAAUAUGAGGAGGCCCCCCGGCCCCAGCCCCCUGCCUGCCUCUCCGAGGACUCCACGCCUGACGAACCCGACGUCCAUUUCUCCAAGAAGUUCCUGAACGUCUUCAUGAGUGGCCGCUCCCGCUCCUCCAGUGCCGAGUCCUUCGGGCUGUUCUCCUGCAUCAUCAACGGGGAGGAGCAGGAGCAGACCCACCGGGCCAUAUUCAGGUUUGUGCCUCGACACGAAGACGAACUUGAGCUGGAAGUGGAUGACCCUCUGCUAGUGGAGCUCCAAGCUGAAGACUACUGGUACGAGGCCUACAACAUGCGCACUGGUGCCCGGGGCGUCUUUCCUGCCUAUUACGCCAUCGAGGUCACCAAGGAGCCCGAGCACAUGGCAGCCCUGGCCAAAAACAGUGACUGGGUGGACCAGUUCCGGGUGAAGUUCCUGGGCUCAGUCCAGGUUCCCUAUCACAAGGGCAAUGACGUCCUCUGUGCCGCUAUGCAAAAGAUUGCCACCACCCGCCGGCUCACCGUGCACUUUAACCCGCCCUCCAGCUGCGUCCUGGAGAUCAGCGUGCGGGGUGUGAAGAUAGGCGUCAAGGCCGAUGACUCCCAGGAGGCCAAGGGGAAUAAAUGUAGCCACUUUUUCCAGUUAAAAAACAUCUCUUUCUGCGGAUAUCAUCCAAAGAACAACAAGUACUUUGGGUUCAUCACCAAGCACCCCGCCGACCACCGGUUUGCCUGCCACGUCUUUGUGUCUGAAGACUCCACCAAAGCCCUGGCAGAGUCCGUGGGGAGAGCAUUCCAGCAGUUCUACAAGCAGUUUGUGGAGUACACCUGCCCCACAGAAGAUAUCUACCUGGAGUAGCCGCACAGCCCCGCCCUCUGCGUCCCCCAGCCCUCAGGCCAGUGCCAGGACAGCUGGCUGCUGACAGGAUGUGGCACUGCUUGAGGAGGGGCACCUGCCAUCGCCAGGGGACAAGGAAGUGGGGGCCACUGGCCCAGGGUAGGGGAGGGUGGGGCAGUGGGGAGAGGCAAAUGCAGUUUAUUGUAAUAUAUGGGAUUAGAUUCAUCUAUGGAGGGCAGAGUGGGCUGCCUGGGGAUUGGGAGGGACAGGGCUUGGGGAGCAGGUCUCUGGCAGAGAAGGAUGUCCGUUCCAGGAGCACACGGCCCUGCCCCAUCCUGGGCCUUACCUCCCCUGCCAGGGCUCGGGCGGCUCUGGCUCCUGCCUUGAUGAAGCCCGUGUCCUGCCUUGAUGAAGCCUGUGCCACCUGCAAGUGCCCGCCCUGUCCCUGCCCCAACCCCCACCAAAGAGCCCUGAGCUCAGGCUGAGCCCAGCCACCUCCCAAGGACUUUCCAGUGAGAAAAUGGCAACACAUGGAGGUGAAGUCCCCGUUCUCAGCUCCGUCAUCUGCGGGGCUUCUGGGUGGCUCCUGCCACUGACCUCACUGGCAUGCUGGCCUGUGGCAGGCCUAGGACCUCAGGCGGGGAGGAGGAGCUGCCGCAAGGCCCUGUCCCAGCAGAAGAGGGAGGCUUCCUGACUGACACAGGCCAGCCCCAUCUUGGUCCUGUCACCCUGGCCCCAACUAUUAAAGUGCCAUUUCCUGUCUGGA
This is a messenger RNA of Pongo pygmaeus (Bornean orangutan), 3066 nucleotides long. It is a transcript of the gene MAPK8IP1, whose product is annotated as mitogen-activated protein kinase 8 interacting protein 1. The coding region runs from base 186 to 2321 and encodes 711 amino acids. Gene Ontology annotation, molecular function: MAP kinase scaffold activity; JUN kinase binding. Gene Ontology annotation, cellular component: cytoplasm. Gene Ontology annotation, biological process: regulation of JNK cascade; JNK cascade. The transcript is spliced from 12 exons. The record is from RefSeq and is a predicted model, not a curated record. NCBI's taxonomy places the organism in Eukaryota, Metazoa, Chordata, Mammalia, Primates, Hominidae.